GCUGUGGGACACGCGAUGGAGAAAGCAAUAUGGUGGACUCAGACACCCUGAAGUACUCCAUCCUGAAGGAGGAAGAAUCACAGGAAGUGGUGGACUUCCUAGCAGAACACUUUUUCCCACGGGAACCUCUGAGCACCGGCCUACAUAUGACCUAUAAAGACAACAUGGAGUGGAUCCCCAAUUCAGUGCUGGAGUGGGCACAAAGUGGAGUGUCAGUGAUAGCAAGGGUACCAGAUACAGGCAAGAUAGGUGGCAUCCUGCUGGCCACCAUUCUGACACGUGAACAAACCACAACCUAUCAGCAUGCCCUUAACAGCCCAAAGACCAAGGUGAAGACUUUGCACACGGUCCUUUCAGUGCUGGAAACUGCUGUUGACUUUUUCAAAUGCUAUCAAAACGUGGACCGCAUUUUAGAGCUUGCUAUGAUCACAGUGCCUGAGAAGAUGGGGGGUCGUGGCGUGGGCAGACGCUUGGUUCAGGAGAGUGAAAGGCUAGGCUGCCAGAAGGGGUGUCAACUAGCUACAAGCCAGGCCACAGCAGUGCCUUCACAGCGACUCUUACAACGUCUGGGUUAUGAGUCUCUCUAUACCAUGGACUAUACCACUUUUGAGAUUGCUGGGGAACGUGUGUUUGAUGUUGACAAGAUGUUGGGCACAACCUCUGCCAAGGUGAUGGUCCAUGAGUUCAAGCCAGAGGAUAAGCAGGUCCACUCUAAGGAGUGAUUCAUUCAGCUAAAAUUUCCAUAAAUAACAAAAGAAUAGCCUCUCCCAUCUCCAUGCCCAGCAACAUGCUUCAGCCCUGCAGUCAUGGGAUGAAAUAUGUACUCAAGUAAUCCCUCCUUUGUCCUUUCCGUUUUCCUGUGAGCUAUAAGAAUGCAUUUUCAAGUACAGUACUAAACUGUGUGUGUGUGUGUGUGUGUGUGUGUGUGUGUGUGUGUGUGUGUGUGUGUGUGUGUGUGUGUGUGUGUGUGUGUGUGUGUGUGUGUGGGUGCGUGCGUGCGUGCGUGCGUGUGUGCGUGUGUGUGUGUGCAUGAGCAUGUAUGCAAACACACGAUCGGUGCUACAUUAAGUGUAAAGGACAACGUAACCACUGGUCUUCCAGGACGUAUGCUGUUGCUGUUCCUCAUAACUGUGCUUCACUGCCACUCAAGAAAAGUCCAAAUAGA
Messenger RNA from Scylla paramamosain (green mud crab), 1165 nucleotides. Its product is annotated as arylalkylamine N-acetyltransferase-like 2. NCBI's taxonomy places the organism in Eukaryota, Metazoa, Arthropoda, Malacostraca, Decapoda, Portunidae. The record is from RefSeq and is a predicted model, not a curated record. The transcript has 5 exons. Gene Ontology annotation, molecular function: N-acetyltransferase activity. The coding region runs from base 30 to 722 and encodes 230 amino acids.